This is a messenger RNA of Phodopus roborovskii (desert hamster), 2556 nucleotides long. RefSeq names its product vomeronasal type-2 receptor 116-like. Gene Ontology annotation, biological process: G protein-coupled receptor signaling pathway. Gene Ontology annotation, cellular component: membrane. Gene Ontology annotation, molecular function: G protein-coupled receptor activity. NCBI's taxonomy places the organism in Eukaryota, Metazoa, Chordata, Mammalia, Rodentia, Cricetidae. The coding region runs from base 1 to 2556 and encodes 851 amino acids. The transcript is spliced from 6 exons. The record is from RefSeq and is a predicted model, not a curated record.
AUGUACUAUUUGACAUUUUUCUUCUUGGUCCUGAGGAUUUCCUUUCUAUUUUGGAGUUUGAUAGAUACAAGGUGCUUUAUGAGACAAAAUGAUCCAGAAACUUGGAGUCAAGAUAAAGAUAUUGAUUGUUUGUUUUCUAUUUAUACAAAGCAUGGCCACAUUAAGAAUGAAUAUUUCAGCAGUAAUCUAGAUAAGAAGUUGACUACUAAGAGUAUCCACUUAAUUUUAUGUCUUUAUUUUGCUCUUGAAAAUAUCAACACGGACCAUCUUAUUUUACCAAAUAUUUCUCUGCUAGUUAAAAUUGAAUGUAAUUUGCUAGAUGAUUGGAGAAUGAAUAGGUUAUUCUCAAGAAUAGGUGAAUUUCUUCCUAACUAUGCCUGUAUAAAUCAGAGAAGGUAUUUAAUCGUACUUACAGGUCCAACAUGGAUAUCAUCUGCUAUGCUUGGACCACUCCUGUACAUCACUAAUAGACCAGAGAUUUACUAUGGGCCAUUUCAUCCUCUUCUGGACAGCCAUGAACACUUUCCACAUCUCUACCAGAUGGCUCCUAAGGACACAUCUCUAGCCGUGGCAAUGGUGUCUUUGGUGGUAUAUUUCAGAUGGAACUGGGUUGGAGCAAUCAUCUCAGAUGAUGACCUAGGACUACAAUUUCUUUUGGAAUUGAGGAGAGAGAUGCACAGAAAUACUGUAUGCUUGGCCUUUGUACAUGUUAUUGUGGAAGAUAAAAUGUUAUUCCAGAAAAAUGUAAAUAGCUAUUAUAAUGAGAUCACAACAUCAUCAGCCAAAGUUGUUAUAAUAUAUGGUGACAAAGACUCUCAUCUGCAGCUCAACCUUAGAUUUUACAGAGUAGUAAAUGUUCACAGGAUAUGGGUCACUACCUCACAGUGGGAUAUGAUCACACAUAAUGAGAGAUUCCUUCUUAGUUCCUUCUAUGGGACCUUUACUUUUUUGCUUCACUAUUCUGAAUUACCUGGUUUUAAAAAAUUUAUCAAGACAACAAAUCCUUCCAAGUAUCUUAAUCCAUUUUCUCUUCAUAAAUUAUGGUGGAUAUAUUUUAAUUGUUCUCCAAAUUCAUUGAAUUUUAGGAAUCUUAAGAGUUACUCAAAAGAAAAACUAUAUAAUUGGUUACUUAUGAAAGACUUUGAAAUGUCUGUGGGUAGUACAGGUUAUGUGCUGUACAAUACUGUGCAUGCUGUGGCUCAUGCACUUCAUGAGAUGCUGCUACAAGAAUUAGAUACAUGGCCAAAGUAUUCUGGGAAAAGAGUGGAAUUUGACUCUUGGCAGAUGGUCCAUUACCUGAAGAACCUACAAUUUAAGAACCCUGUUAAAAACCAAGUGAACACAAAUCAGAAAGAAAACCAGGAUAUAAUGUAUGACAUUCACUACACUAUGGAUUUUUUGCCAAAUCAUGGACUUAAGGUCAAAAUAGGAGAAUUUUCCAAAUAUUUACCACACAGUCAACCAUUGCAUAUGUCUGAAGAGAUGAUAAAGUGGUACAUACACCUUAGACAGAUUUCACCCUCAAUAUGCAGUGUGCCUUGUAGUCCAGGAUUCAGAAAAUCUCCUCAACAGGGAAAGGCAGUUUGCUGUUUUGAUUGUACCCCUUGCCCAGAAAAUGAAAUUUCCAAUAUAACAGACAUGGAUCAGUGUGUAAAAUGUCCUGAUGAUCAUUAUGCUAACCGUGGAGGAAAUCACUGUCUCAAAAAAGUUGUGACAUUCCUGGGUUAUGAAGACCUCUUGGGAAUGUCUCUAGCCUCCUUGGCUAUAUGCUUUUCUAUACUCACCGCUGGAGUAUUUGGUGUCUUUUUGAAGCACAAUGACACUCCCACAGUCAAGGCCAAUAACCGGGCUCUCAGCUAUGUUCUUCUUAUCUCCCUUAACUGUUGCUUUCUCUGUUCCUUGCUCUUCAUUGGCCAACCCAACAUGAUCACAUGUCUCAUGCAGCAGACCGUGUUUGCAGUAGUAUUCACUGUGGCUGCUUCUACUGUCUUGGCCAAGACAAUUACAGUAGUAUUGGCCUUCAAGGUUACUACUCCAGGUAGAACGAUAAGGAGGCUGCUGGUAUCAGGGGCACCUAACUUCAUCAUUCCAAUUUGCACCAUGAUUCAACUGAUUCUAUGUGGGAUCUGGCUAGGAACUUCUCCUCCAUUUGUUGAUGUUGACAUACAUGUUGAAAAAGACCACAUUUUGAUUAUCUGUAACAAAGGCUCAAUUAUUGCCUUUUAUUUUGUUCUUGGAUACUUGGGAUCCAUUGCCCUGGGAAGUUUCAUUGUAGCUUUCUUGGCCAGGAAUCUGCCUGACACAUUCAAUGAAGCCAAGUACCUGACCUUCAGCAUGCUGGUCUUCUGUUGUGUCUGGAUUACCUUCCUCCCUGUCUAUCAUAGCACCAAGGGCAAGGCAAUGGUGGCUGUGGAGGUUUUCUGUAUCUUGACAUCCAGUGCAGGGUUGCUUCUUUGCAUCUUUGUUCCAAAGUGUUUCAUUAUUUUGUUAAGACCUGAGAGAAAUUCUUUUCAAAAUUUCAGGAAUAUGCAUUUGAAAAUUGAAAAUGCUCAUUAA